AAACAAAUCGGAAACAUGGCUGAGGUCGAGGAAACUCUGAAGAAGAAACGUACCUUCAGGAAGUUUACCUUCCGAGGAGUUGAUCUUGAUCAGCUUCUUGAUAUGCCCAAUGAGCAACUAAUGGAGUUGAUGCAUGCUCGCGCGAGGCGGCGAUUUGCUCGUGGUCUGAAACGCAAGCCCAUGGCAUUGGUAAAGAAGCUGCGCCGCGCGAAGAAGGAGGCUCCUCCAAAUGAGAAGCCAGAGAUUGUAAAAACCCAUCUGCGCAACAUGAUCAUUGUCCCAGAGAUGGUUGGCUCUAUUGUCGGCAUUUAUAACGGCAAGACCUUCAACCAGGUUGAAAUCAAGCCCGAGAUGAUUGGUCACUAUCUAGGAGAGUUCUCGGUCACAUACAAGCCUGUCAAACACGGUAGGCCUGGUAUUGGUGCCACCCAUAGUUCCAGGUUCAUCCCGCUCAAGUAGAGUGGACCAUAGGCUAAGUGUUAAAAAUGCACACUUGUUUACAAUAAAGUAAUAGUGUGAAAAA
Hyposmocoma kahamanoa is the source of this 523-nucleotide messenger RNA. It is a transcript of the gene RpS15, whose product is annotated as 40S ribosomal protein S15. Gene Ontology annotation, biological process: ribosomal small subunit assembly; translation. The record is from RefSeq and is a predicted model, not a curated record. NCBI's taxonomy places the organism in Eukaryota, Metazoa, Arthropoda, Insecta, Lepidoptera, Cosmopterigidae. Gene Ontology annotation, molecular function: structural constituent of ribosome; RNA binding. The coding region runs from base 16 to 459 and encodes 147 amino acids. Gene Ontology annotation, cellular component: ribosome; cytosolic small ribosomal subunit. The transcript is spliced from 4 exons.